AGGAAAUUGUGUAAUUUUGUUAUUUUUUACGCAAAAAAUGAUGGCUAAAAACGGAAAUGGUGUAUUCCUAAGCCUCAAGGAGUAUUUCAGAUAUUUAGGAUCCAUUCCUACUAGCAGGAAUUUAGUAGAAGGAGAAGCAGUACUGAAUGCCGGUCACAUUAUGAUGUGUGGAAAUUUGGGAAAGAGCAGCAGAGUAAUAGAAAUUUUUGGUUUGUGUUCGCAAACAUCGGCCCUCUCUUCAGAUCCUCAUGAAAUUGAGGGAAAAAUUAUAAUCGAUGACGGAUCUGCCAUAAUAUCUGCAUUUACCUGCUCUUGUAAGGCCGGUUUAGGAGGGAGCACAGACCUGAAAUGCUGGUGGAAAAAGAAAAAAAGUGAAAAAAAAUCAAAAUAUCGAGCUUUUCCACUUCUAGAAACCAAUUGCUUGAAAGACAAAGCGUCCCCUGUGCAUAAAUUGUCAUCACAGGAUGAAGAUGAUAUUAGGAAAUUUGCUAUAAAUAAGAUGCCUUCAUGCAGCAUUGCAUCUCAUAAAAUGAAGAAUUUAAAUAAGGCACCCUAUAAGAUGUUCAUCCCAGAAAAAUGUAAACUAGUUAUUAGAAAUGCAGAAAAUUCAGAUUUUCUGAAGAAUUUCUAUAAAUUUGGCCCACAAAUGAAUUUCAAAUGCCCUCAGUGCAUUGUCACAUACAACGAAUUGGCAAUGUUUGAUUCCCUAAAUGUAUGUAUCAUGACUGAAACUAAUAAGGCUCUCUGGGAGCAAGAAAGAAAAUUUCGGGUCACUGGUUCUCGAUGCUAUGACCUGUAUACAUAUUCGAAAAAUGAUUGGGAAGAGAAAUGUAGAUCAUAUUUCUAUCCCAAGCAAUUUUCGAGUGUUUAUACCAGGCAUGGUAUGAAAUACGAACCAUUGGCUCGAGAUAUUUUCGAGAAAACAACGGGAUUGUCAGUACUGAAGAUGGGCCUGAUAAUAUGCAGAAGCGAACCUUGGCUGGCAUAUUCUGCUGAUGGAAUUAUAUUCAAAAAUGAUGAACCUUAUGGUCUCUUAGAGAUAAAAUGUCCAUAUAAGGCAAAGAACACUUCUGAUGUGGCGCAAUGCUGCAGAUAUAUUCUUGAGGAAAAUGGUGUGCACGUUUUGAAAAAGAGACAUAAAUAUUUUGCACAGGUGUUCUGCGAUAUUUUAGAUGAUGAUGAUGAUGUUAUUGGCUGGAAGACCUAG
Molecule: messenger RNA, 1207 nt
Organism: Coccinella septempunctata (seven-spotted ladybird)
Lineage: Eukaryota; Metazoa; Arthropoda; Insecta; Coleoptera; Coccinellidae
Exons: 6
Coding region: 38-1207 (389 amino acids)
Source: RefSeq, a predicted model, not a curated record